Molecule: messenger RNA, 2800 nt
Organism: Blastomyces gilchristii SLH14081
Lineage: Eukaryota; Fungi; Ascomycota; Eurotiomycetes; Onygenales; Ajellomycetaceae
Product: 60S ribosomal protein L10
Exons: 3
Coding region: 1324-1995 (223 amino acids)
Biological process (GO): ribosomal large subunit assembly; translation
Cellular component (GO): cytosolic large ribosomal subunit; ribosome
Molecular function (GO): structural constituent of ribosome
Source: RefSeq, a predicted model, not a curated record
GGGUUUUUGUGGUGGAGCGCAACUCGAGACAAGCAACUUCAACUGAAAUCACUACUCACUUGGGAUCCAGGAUCAUCGCAACUCCUUCAAGCCUAGCCGACUCAGGAGUGGCACCGGGAAAUUGUUGAAAGCGGAGACUGCAUGCUGCAGAUACCUUGGCAAGAGAUCAAGUUUCUCAAGUUCUGUUCACCACUCCGUACGCUGCGUAGUAUGACAAUCCUGCCCUGCCCACAACGAAGACGUAACAAGCCGAUGUCACCCCGUCUUUCUGGCUACGUCAAACAGUGAAACGCGCUUCAGCCUUGUAUGAGAUUUCAAAACUCGAAUUUGAAAGGACUUGGCGUUUGCUGAGGGUUAGUAGGAAUGGAAUACACGCCUCGUUAGGCAUGGCUCACGAUGCAUAAAAUCCGUUGAGUGUCUGGAGGGCAUCCUGUAGAUAACUGUUAUUAGAGUCAUCAGCGGCCGUGUGAAAACAGGUUGAAAUAGGCUUUUUCAUGUCCCAUCGCCAAAUACUAUCGACAUAUUCCCAGCAAUUUGGCCAAUCAAUCUGCCAUAAAGCCAAGUGGCAAGCCAAGUAUGAAAACUUUAACCAUGCUCCUGGCCCCUGGGACCUGGCAAAGGAGAUGGCAUGCUGCUCGGAAAAUAUGCCAUUUUGGACGUUAGGUGCGUGAUCCCAAAGUCUCCGCAUCUAGAAAACAUCGCGGAUGUCCCAGCGAAAUUUUUGUCCCAUCGCAAUAAUGUCGCCUCGGUACUCACGGAAAACGCCUGAGUGAAUCCCUCUGCCUUUGCCUUAAGAGUGAGAAUUGAUGUAGAGCAUAUAGUAAUACCUUCAUCAAACCUGGCUGUGCAUCUCUGACGACACGCCCCUUAGAUGCCCAACUUCAGUGUUAGAAUGCGUUAGGUCUGAGGCUAAGUUUCUACUGCAACGGUUGAUUGCAGUAGUUAAAGCAUAUCAGCGAGCAUGUCAGCAGAUGAGGCUUCUAGCUUGUUGCUAGCAAUCAUCAUCGUCAUUCUUUGCCAUCUGGAGUUGAGGCCUUCCUUUCUUGUUUGAGGAAGGUUUGAUAUCAAAGUCAUGUGACUACUCGCCAGUGGCUUACGAUUAGUAAUCAAUUCCCCCUUUGAUGUCUUAUUUAGGAUAUUAGGGCUUAGGGUAUGGUCAUGUGAUGUCACUAGCCCCGAUGCUUGGAAAUCAAAAACGGCAACACUUGAAUACUUAACCGGAAUCUCUUCCACGACGACGACGACAACGACCGACAACACCGCCAAACCACAUAUCACCUAGUUCGCAGGAAGUGCUGUCAUUGCUCCUAAUCAUCCGACAAAAUGGCACGUCGUCCAGCGAGAUGUUACCGCUACUGCAAGAACAAGCCAUAUCCUAAAUCCCGCUUCAACCGCGGUGUGCCCGACCCUAAGAUCCGUAUCUUUGAUCUUGGUCGCAAGAAGGCCAAUGUCGAUGAGUUCCCUCUGUGUGUGCACAUGGUGUCCAACGAGUACGAACAGUUGAGCUCUGAGGCUCUUGAAGCUGCCCGUAUUUGCGCCAACAAGUACCUCGUCAAGGUCGCCGGUAAGGAAGGUUUCCACCUCCGCGUCCGCGCCCACCCCUACCAUGUCGUCCGUAUCAACAAGAUGUUGUCGUGUGCCGGCGCGGAUAGACUCCAAACCGGUAUGCGUGGUGCCUUCGGUAAGCCCAACGGCAUCGUCGCUCGCGUCAACAUUGGCCAAAUCCUUCUCAGCGUUCGCACCCGUGAUGCCCACCGUGCUACCGCCGUCGAGGCUCUCCGCCGCUCCAUGUACAAGUUCCCCGGCCGUCAGAAGAUCAUUGUCAGUAAGAACUGGGGCUUCACCCCACUGAGACGUGAGGAGUACAUCCAGCUCAGACAAGAGGGCCGUGUCAAGAUUGAUGGUGCCUACGUUCAGUUCUUGAGAAAUAAGGGCAACAUUGAGGAGAACAUGAAGCGAUUCCCAGAGGCGUAUGAGAAUCUGUCGCAAGCAUAGAUUUGUUAAUGAAUGGGAAGAAGUUAGCUUUUUUUUUUGAUUUUCUUUCCUUUUUUCUUUCUUUUUCUAUUGUUUUAUGACACAAAUCUAAGCGUUUACAAAAAGGAUUCAACAAACAAAAUAUAAGAUAUAUCCCUGGGACUCCAUCCUUGUCUGUGUAAUGUUUGUGGAAUUGGAUUUUCAUUGAUCCAUCAUGAAAAGCAUGGGAAUCUGUUGAUAUGAUGGGCACUGUGUAACAAGUUCAUGCAUUCUAGAUCUAUCUCUGAUCUGUGAAUCCUCAUAACUAUUUUACAGUUCUACAGAUGUCUUGACUAUUUUAUUCAGUGAAUUUCAAUAGAGAAGAGUUUUUCUUUUUCUAUCUCUCUUAGACACUGAUGAUUAUGAACUGGUGAAAAUAACAUUGAGUAUCAGUAAGUCAGUCAGUCAGUUUAUAUGACUCUUAAAUAUGAAUGAAAGUCACAUUUAUUCAAAUCUAUAUCUUUGAUCUUCAUAAGACUACAAUAUAAAAUGUCAAUGUUUCUACAGUAGUCUUUCUGUGUCUCUGCUUCUUCAUGAUCUGUAGUCAUUCUUCUGUAUGUGUAUACUUAGAGUCACACUUAACUGAAUCCUAGUGAGAUUAUUAACAAAUUAUUUGGGAAUGUGAGAAAUAUGUUGAUAUGCCAGUAACUCAGUGAUCAUCACUAUGUGUAAUUCUUUAGCUGGUGGUGUGUUGCAGCGCAUACACAGUGUGUGGCCACCCAGAUAUAGGUCUCAAGUAUUGCUUCGGCCACAUAUCUAGCUUAUAAACAACUAAUUUGAAGUUACC